Colletotrichum fioriniae is the source of this 402-nucleotide messenger RNA. RefSeq lists its product as uncharacterized. Lineage: Eukaryota; Fungi; Ascomycota; Sordariomycetes; Glomerellales; Glomerellaceae. Gene Ontology annotation, molecular function: fatty acid synthase activity. The record is from RefSeq and is a predicted model, not a curated record. Gene Ontology annotation, biological process: secondary metabolite biosynthetic process; fatty acid biosynthetic process.
AUGACGGAGCCAUCACCUAGUCCAAUUGCCAUCAUUGGCAUGGCAUGCCGUCUGCCUGGUGGUUCGGAUAACCCUUCCAAGCUCUGGAAUAUGCUUUCAGAGGGUCGAAGUGGCUGGCGUGAGAUCCCCAAAGAUAGAUGGAACAAAGAUGCGUUCUAUCACCCUGACCCCGAGGCAAAAGAGGCUGUUAACUUCAAGGGCCUUUACUUCUUGGACCAAGACAUUACUGCCUUUGACGCACGUUUCUUUAACGUACACCCUCAUGAAGCCCACUGCCUCGACCCACAGCAGCGCAUCUUGCUGGAGACGACAUAUGAAGCUCUUGAGAACGCUGGGCAAACUAUUGCUGGUAUCAAGGGAUCCGAUACUUCUGUACACGUCGGAGCUUAUGCUACUGAGUAA